Molecule: messenger RNA, 2034 nt
Organism: Sphaeroforma arctica JP610
Lineage: Eukaryota; Ichthyosporea; Ichthyophonida
Exons: 11
Coding region: 1-2034 (677 amino acids)
Source: RefSeq, a predicted model, not a curated record
AUGACACAUUUCGUCACGUCUCCCGCUGUAUUGACAGCCCGAAUGGAGGCCACCCCCACACCCGCCCCGCGCGCCACUCCAUUCAGCGACACAUCAUUUGCGACACCGUCGCAAACUCCCCAUUCCCAGCACCUACCAAACUCCCAGUCACGAAGUUAUAUGGAGCCCCUAUGUGGCAUGCUGGAUGUUUUGCGACGCCGGAUUGGCGACGCGACCACGAUGCCUGGCAAUGUCACAAAUGCGUCGCAAAAGCGUGUCGCAAAUGCGGCUGCUGAUGGUGCGGGCGUGGAUAUGGUGGACUGUGGUGUGGGUGGACGUGGUGUUGAGGAGAACUACAUGCAGAUUGAGGGGACCACUUUGUUCGCAGCAGAUGGCAGUCUGGUUGGCCAGUGCGGUGAUAGUGUCUGUGCUGAAGGCGAGGCUGGUGCAGACACGCAGGAGUCAUUCAACACUCAGAAGUAUCUUAACUCGUACCACGCCGACUUCUUUGCAGGUAUAUUGUGUCUGCUAGAGACGUACGACUACAGUAGUACCACUGUGAGUCUGCCAACCGCAAGUGCACCCGCUUCAAGCGGCACAGUUCCUACCAAAGUCUCAAUAGCCCCAACACUCAGCACUAUAGGACGCGGCAGAGCAGCACACAAAGGCGCAUCGCCUUCGGCCGGAACUUCUGUGAGAGGCGGCAAACAACUCAGCACGCGAAUGAAACAUGCGUUGUAUCGGUUGCUGGAAAGCUGCUGCUUCGUCGUCUACAAGACAUUGGUGGCUGCCCCAGCGCUGUCGUUCCCAUUUGACACUCCGCCCACCGCACAAGCGAAUGGCCCACAGACAUGCGCAAACAACACACAUCCUAACAAUCAGUCGCGUGACCAUGGUAAGGGGGCAGCCAAUGGCACAUCUCGUGAUCGCUUGCAGCAGAGUGGUAUCAGCGCAACGCUGUUCCGCAUUAACGUUCUGAUCAUAGAAACCAUUGUGCGCAUGCUCAUGGUCCACAGCGAAGCAGUCUACCCAACCACGGGCAGUGGACCACCAUCCGCCUCCACGGCGUCGGUUGUGUGGCGAGUGCUCCACCGCACUUCAGUGUGUGAGAUGGAUCCGCUCUAUCUUAAUCGCGAAUACUCCUACGGAUCCAUCUUCGAGCCUUUGCUAAGCAACAUGAACACGUGGAUACGUACCAAACGCUACCCCCUGCUCAUCGGGAGUUGCUUGAGACUGCUGACCACCAUUUCCUUAUUUAGUCCUGGCGCCAAUAUCAUGUCCCCUCUGGGACCUAUCUCCACACUAUCGGCCGCUCUAGAUGCGCAAAUCCAUCAGUACGAACGCCACAGCCAACAUCCCACACACAGUCAAAGGGACAGCAUGCAACACAACCAGCAAAUGUCAGCACGGAAUCCAAUACCAGAUCUUGGCUCAGUGAAUGGCCAGUCUGAACAGUCGAUGUAUUCUCUUCCUGCUUUAGCAAACACCGCAAUUGCGGGACUGCCUAUGAAGUAUACGGGGCUACCUGUGUGCACCUUCGACGGCCCUAUCGCGUACUAUCUCCAAGACAGGAGGCAUAACCAGUGGCACACAGUGUUCUGUCAGGUGUUGUGUCUGUAUACCAGCAUGCUGCAUACACUCAAGGCGCGGGCUGUGGGCGAGGCCGUGUCUUUCUUAAUUGUCCACUAUGAGCGUCUCAUGCGAUGUCUGAGGCGUUCUAACGACAGUUCGGGGCGUGUGGUGUCUGUGGCUGAGAUGGAAGAGCUUGUGGCCGUCAGUGCAUUUAUGGCUGCUCUGGCGGAUGCCGGAGUGUUCUCCUGGAAACCAGAGAUACACCUCAGCCAAUACCGUGCCAUUUUGGACGAAAAGAUGGAACUGAUUCCUAAGCAUGUGCUGGAGACAGUUCUGUACUACACGACUCUGCUCAGCAAAGCAUGCGACUACGAAGAUACACAACUGGUCAUUCCAGUCACACGCUCUGAACGCGAACAGGAACAGACACCAGCCCCAAUCCGCCUGUUGUCUGCGCGUGCCCGUAUGUGUGUGAAGAUAUAA